Ictidomys tridecemlineatus (thirteen-lined ground squirrel) is the source of this 2515-nucleotide messenger RNA. It is a transcript of the gene Ppp1r3d, whose product is annotated as protein phosphatase 1 regulatory subunit 3D. Gene Ontology annotation, biological process: regulation of glycogen biosynthetic process. Gene Ontology annotation, cellular component: protein phosphatase type 1 complex. Gene Ontology annotation, molecular function: glycogen binding; protein phosphatase 1 binding. The record is from RefSeq and is a predicted model, not a curated record. NCBI's taxonomy places the organism in Eukaryota, Metazoa, Chordata, Mammalia, Rodentia, Sciuridae.
GGAGUUGCAGCCCUGUGAGAAACCCACGGACCGGGAGGUGGGAGGCGCCCUCGGCCGCGCGCCCUUCCCGUAAGCCCAGCUGAGCGAGAGGAGGUGCGCCCUGCCCUCUCGGGGUGGCCCGAGCAGCUCCACCAGAGAAGCACUCGGCGCCCUGGAAAAUACUUGAUGCUUUUUUCCCCCUCCUUGGGAGAAGCGGAGGACCUAAGGAGAGGACUUGAGGGGAGGGCGUGGCGGACUCAGGGUCCCCUGCAAGGUUGCAGAUCCGGCGGACACCCAGUGGCUUUGGAACAGGACUGGGGACACGGAGGAAGCCGGCUAGGAGUAGUAAGAUUGCCCCGCGGUUCUGACUCCCACCGCCGGACCGACGGCUGCGCCAUGUCCAGAGGCCCAGGCUCUACCAUCCUACCGCCAGCCUUGGGGUUCCGGAAGCCUGCUCCCCGGAGCCUCAGCUGCCUAUCGGACCUGGACAGGAGCGCAGCCCCGGAGCCGAGGCCCUGUAGACCCCCGGAGAGCCCGGGCCGCGCGCCGCUGGCCCCCGCCCCCACGGGCUGCGACCCCCAGCUGCGGCCCAUCAUCCUGAGGCGAGCGCGCUCACUGCCCAGCUCCCCAGAGCGCCGCCCGAAGGCCUCGGGUGCGCCAGGCGCUGCGUGUCGUCCAGGCUGCAGCCGGCAGCUCCGCGUGCGCUUCGCAGAUGCUCUGGGCCUGGAGUUGGCCCAGGUCAAGGUGUUUAAUGCGGGAGAUGACCCGUCAGUGCCGCUGCACGUGCUGUCACGGCUAGCCAUCAACUCGGACCUGUGCUGCAGCAGCCAGGACCUGGAGUUCACUCUGCGGUGCUUGGUGCCAGAUUUCCCACCGCCUGUCGAGGCCGCUGACUUCGGCGAGCGUCUGCAGCGUCAGCUUGUGUGCCUGGAGCGGGUCACCUGCUCGGAUCUGGGCAUCAGUGGUACGGUGCGCGUGCGCAACGUGGCCUUCGAGAAGCAAGUGGCUGUGCGCUACACCUUCUCCAGCUGGCGCAAUGCACACGAAGCGGUGGCGCGGUGGCGCGGGCCGGCGGGCUCCGAAGGCACGGAGGACGUCUUUGCCUUCGGUUUCCCGGUGCCACCCUUCCUGCUAGAGCUUGGAUCGCGUGUGCACUUCGCCCUUCGCUACCGAGUGGCCGGUGCUGAGUACUGGGACAACAACGACAGCCGUGACUACAGCCUCACAUGUCGCAACCACGCUCUGCACAUGCCACGUGGGGAGUGUGAAGAGAGCUGGAUCCACUUCAUCUGAGCAGCGGUCAGGGUACCUGGAACGCUGAGGUGCUGGUCUGCAGGUCUUUCCUGACUGGGUGGCCACUUCUUGUUUUUAGGUUCACCUACCCUUCCGCACCCCCAAGUUCUGAACUCGUUUCCUUUGCAAGGUCUCUUGACAGUGGCCCUUCCUGCCUUCUACAUGAAAUUUCCGUGUCACCUUGUCUAAUGAGUAGCCUCACGUAGCCAGCAGGCCAACUCGGUUGUGGAGUGUGUUGGGGGAGGGUCCUGGGAGGGUAAGUGCAUGGGAGUGUGUGCCUCUCUGGAGAGGACCCAGGCCUGGUUUUGGGGAAAGACCCACCUACUGCUAGGAAGGCCUUUUGCAUGUGUCUGGAAUGUGUCCCUGAACUAGCUGAUAUUUGUUAUUGUGAUGUUGGGACCUUAGGCCCAUAGCUGAUACCUUCUCAGGAAUAUUCUGAAUUUAAUAAGCUUAAAGUCCUGUUGUGUGUUUGUGCCCAUUGUAAACAAAAUGUGCAGUGUGACCUGCAUUAUGGUCCCUGGAGGCAUUCCUGCCCUGGGACAAGGAAAAUCUGAGACCUCAUUUGCUUGCCAAUGCCUGUAGCCUUCUAGCAGUGGCAACUAUUAAUAGGCAGAGACCUCUGCCUCACUAGCCAUCACACAGCCUUUCUGGGCUUUGCUGCAGUGUCUCUUCCAUACCAAUAGCUGAGGAGAAAGUCGAGGCUGCCUUUCCUCUGCCUGCCCUCCUCUCCCAUCCUGCUCUGCUCUUCUCUUGUUCUUGUUUGGUAAUUGUGUGUCUGCACAUUAUCUCUUGGGCCAUCCUCUUUGGGUUUGAAACUACCUAAACAUUUUAAGAAAUCUUGCCUUAAGUUAUUUCAAUUUUCAGGUGACUAUAAAAUUUCAAGCAACAUGCCCUUUGUAAUUACUUUUUUGACAAUGAAGGUGACUUUAAUUUCCUUUUAAGCAUCAGAAAAUUCCAGGAUUUGUCUUUUCCAAGUCCAGUUACCAAGUGGAACUAGAAGGUGUUUUCAGCAUUAGCUAGAGCCCUUGAGGAAAAAUAAUUCACAAAUUUUAUACUUCUGAGUUAUUUUAAAUUAUACUUAUAUGUCAGGUUUUUAUCAGCUACCUGCAACUUUAUUCUUUGUGCCUUCAGAUAGGAGAAAUUUUUAACAUUUUCUGGACUUGUUUCCCAGUUUUUAAAUGUUAAAUGCUUUAAAAAAAAAAAAAAAACCACCUCCAACCAAGUAGCCAAGCCCACUGCUCCA